AUGUCAAAAUUUCCCUCCAAUGAAAUAACUUUAUACAUACCAGGCCCACCGAAACCGCGGCCGCAUCCACGCUCAAAUACUUCUUCAAUGACGACGCCUGUAGCAACAGCAACCUCUGUGGCAGAAACCAAAGGUAAUUCACUCAGGACUCCUCUUCUAUCUGAACGUCAAAAACUACAACAACCACCACCACCACAUUCACCCUCGAUAGUCAUAGAGGAAUGGCGAAAACUAAAGAGUAGCCAAUGCAAUAAGACACCUAUAUAUAAAAAAAAUGGAAUUGAGACAAAUUCACUUAAUCAUGAAAAUCGAUUUGCUUCGUCGUCAGGAAACCACAAACUCAAAUGGAAUUCGACACCAAUGAAUUAUCUAAAAUCCGUAAAUUUGAAUAACACUGGACAAGUUUCACCGAAAUCAAUAUUAUUUAAUCAGACAGCCAUCAAGGCUAUGUACAAGAACUUUUACAAGCAGUCAUUGAAAACUUCUGGAUUCUUUAUCGCAAGAACUUGCUCUGAUGAGACUGGAAACAAUGAUAAUGAAUUAGUUGUGGAUCGGUUUGAUGCCGGGCGAAAAAUUAAGAUAUGUGGUGAUGAUCAAGAGAUUACAGAGCAUCUUCAGCCUACUAUUUUGAUGGAUGGGGAUGUUGCGAUUAAGGCUUUUAAAUUAGAAUCAUCAUUUGAGUCAAGACAAAAUAAUGAUUAUUCUUUUCAAACGGAACAUUUUGAGCGUGCUUUGGAUGAUCUUCGAAUAGAGCUUUUAUUAGAGGAUAAAAGAGUACCUUUUAACACUAACAAGUGGUUAAGCAGCAAACUAGUAGCAAGUUGUAUUUAUGAUACACAAAAUGGUUCACUGACGAUAAUUUGUCACGAUUUAAGGAUUGUCAAUACACAAUUGAUAUUGACACAAGUUACCGGGUUUAAUGAUAAUUUAACAUCAAGACAGACUCUAUCCCUACCAUCUAAAUCCUCUAACAGCAGUGGGAUCUGGUGGUUGAAUUCAAGCGCUGAUGACCAAAUUUCAUUUUCUACUAUUUCUUCCGUUAAAUAUUUAAAGACGUCAUCAUCUAUAACUGAUGGAAUUUGGAUAAAAACGGGAAUCGAUGAAUUUACGAUAUCGAAUUGUUGUCUUCAACAUAUUUUAAGAAAUUUUGGCGAUUCUAUUUUUGAUGUGUCUUUGGGCUCUACAACUAUUCCCAUGAAAAAUAUUGAAUCAUCAUUGUCAACGGGGAUCCCUUCACCGGCAUGGCCAUUAAAAUUAAUACAAAUUAAUCCGAUUGCGGAUAUUAAUUUCAUAAAUGCAAUGAAUAAAGUAUUCAAUGGUCCUAUCAUGCUGAUGAAUCCAGUUGUUAAUGCCCUUGAAGAGACAUUAGGCGCACUGGAUAUGCGACUUCAAAAUUCAGAUCAAGCAAAAAAAUCGGAUACAAAAGCGUCUUUUUCAUUAUCGCAGAAACAACAAUCAGCACCAACAUUAAAAGUGAGAACACCAGAGAUAAUACAACAAAUGAUUUUUGUGCAUCAACAGAAAUGUUUGGAUUUUUUGCAGCAACAAAUGGAAAUUCUUCAGGGACAAAUUUUUGGUGUGCUACUUUCCUCAAAUGAUGCUUCUACUGCGCAAAUCGAAACAUCGUCAAUAAUGGCUACCGCUUCAAAUACUCGAAUAUUUACUCGUCAUCAUCAUCAACAAGAACAACAUGCGAAUAACCACAACCAUGAUGCUGAUCCGAAGAUAUACAGCGAAGUUACUAGCCAACAACAAAGACCCAGAACCAUUGAAGACUUGAUGAUGAUGAUGACGAAUAAUAGCAAAGAUAAGAAUGUCAAUAAUGGACCAUCACCGUGUUACGGUGUCGAACCAAAAAUGAUAUUAACGGCACCAAGCUGUCAACAUAUAAGAAAUAAUAACGCCUACAGGGGAGAUGAUAGAAAUGAACAGAAUUUUAAAGAGCUUAUUGGGAAAUUU
Ambispora leptoticha is the source of this 1959-nucleotide messenger RNA. The record is from the annotation of a GenBank genome assembly. NCBI's taxonomy places the organism in Eukaryota, Fungi, Glomeromycota, Glomeromycetes, Archaeosporales, Ambisporaceae.